Marasmius oreades (fairy-ring Marasmius) is the source of this 795-nucleotide messenger RNA. RefSeq lists its product as uncharacterized. The record is from RefSeq and is a predicted model, not a curated record. The transcript is spliced from 4 exons. The coding region runs from base 24 to 713 and encodes 229 amino acids. NCBI's taxonomy places the organism in Eukaryota, Fungi, Basidiomycota, Agaricomycetes, Agaricales, Marasmiaceae.
UUUUGUGUCGUUCAAAGUCACACAUGUCCUCUGAAAUCAAAGUGUACCGUAUGGCGGUCUGCUUGUACCCAGGCGUCACCAUGCUCGACUUUCAAGGACCUGUAGAUAUUCUAUGUUCAUUCGGACGCAAGCACAGGAAAUCAUUAGCUUCUCUAUUCACAACUCUUCCAGACGUAGCUAUCGAGGAGGAGUACCUCUCUCACAACACCGAGCCCGUCACGCCGUUCACAGGAGCCCAGAUAAUUCCAACUAUGACCUAUGAGCAAGGAUUGCAGACCGACUUUGGCAUUAUCUUGGUUCCUGGUGGCCCAAAAGAACCUAAAGAAAUCCCCCCUGCAAUUUUUGAAUUCUUGAAGAAGAAAUCUCCCGAGACGGAAUACGUUCUUUCGGUCUGUACUGGGUCGUGGGUUUUGGCAGCUGCAGGUGUACUCAACGGGAAGCGCGCUACCACCAACAAAGCGCUCUACAAGAUAGUCACGGAAGACACAAAAGAUCUCAAUAUCACUUGGGUACCCAAAGCUCGUUGGGUCGUCAACGACGACAAGCAUAUCUGGACGGCAUCUGGCGUCACCGCAGGUAUGGACCUUGCCUAUGCAUUCUUGGUACAUCUCGUGGGCGAGAAAUUUGCGGAUGAGAUGAAGGGAAUUGUGGAGUUCAGAACCGUGAAAGACUCCGAAGAGGACGAGUUCGCGACGUACCACGGGCUAGUUUAGUUAUGAACACGAAGCACUCCCAAAUUCUAUGUAUAGAGUUUGCGCAUGGGCUCGAUCGAUACUCUGUCUCAUCCUAUGAUCA